AUGAGUCUAAUGCGUGCUUAUGUGAGAAUUAAAUACGGAAUACAUUUGGAUACUUCUAGUGAUGAAGAAGAAAAAGCUUUGCUAAUGUUUACACAAUUGUGUUUGGAUGAACGACUGUAUAUCAUUCGACAACCGAUACCUAGGGAGGUGCAGAUACGUAGUGUAAUUACCCGAGAUCAAGCGUGGCAUGAUGCGAAAAUGAUGAAUGAUUAUUUUACACCUGGAACUGGUUAUACCUCAAGACAAUUUAAACAACGUCUAGGCAUGAGGGAAGAAUUAUUCGAGAAAUUGUUAGGAAAAAUUCUUGAAGUGGAUCCAGAAUGGCAACAAUGUCCGGAUGCAACUGGUACUACGGGGCAUUCUCCACAUAUGAAAUUAGUUGUCGUGAUGAAAUGUUUAUGUAAAAGUACGGCAGCUGACAGUGUUGAUGAUUACACUCGUAUGGGUGCAACUAAAAUAUACAAAUAUCUAAAAAGAUUCUGCCACACCAUUUGCAUGACUUUUGGAGAAAGAUAUUUGCGUCAACCCACUCCUGAAGAUGUUCAGAGGUUGUUAGCUGAGAAUGUCGAACGAGGAUUUUCAGGAAUGCUUGGUAGUGUUGAUUGUAUGCAGUGGCCAUGUAAGAAUUGUCUGAUAGCUUGGCAAGGAACUUACCGUGGUAAAGAGAAAUAG
This is a messenger RNA of Papaver somniferum (opium poppy), 672 nucleotides long. RefSeq lists its product as uncharacterized. Lineage: Eukaryota; Viridiplantae; Streptophyta; Magnoliopsida; Ranunculales; Papaveraceae. The record is from RefSeq and is a predicted model, not a curated record. The coding region runs from base 1 to 672 and encodes 223 amino acids. The transcript has a single exon.